GGCUCUGUUGCAGCCGGGCUGCGUUAGGACCCAGCAGAUCCUCCAAGUCUGGAGGGCGGGCGCCUGCCGGAGGGGGCCCGGAGGGGUGUUCGUUUCGGGCAAAGGGGAGGCUCUGGCGGGCAGACUCUGGAGCGGGCGCCGAGUGACCCGGACAGCUGUCGUCUGACACCUGCACAGCCUGCUUCUCUGUGGCCAUGAGAGCUGCCUACAUCUUCCUGCUGUUCCUCCCUGCAGGCCUGCUGGCUCAGGGCCAGUAUGACCUGGACCCGCUGCCUCCCUUCCCGGACCACAUCCAGUACCCCCACUACGGCGACCAGAUAGACAGCUCCGAGUACUACGAUUAUCCAGAUUCCACUCUCAGGCCCUCUGAGGAGCAGUCCCAAUUCCAGUCCCAGCAGGAAGUCCAACAGGAAGUCUUCUCAGUCCUCACGCCAGUACCGGGAAUUUCAGAGACGGAGCCCACGGAGCCUGGACCUCUUGACUGCCGCGACGAGCAGUACCCGUGCACCCGGCUCUACUCCAUACACAAGCCCUGCAAACAGUGCCUCAACCAGAUCUGUUUCUACAGCCUCCGCCGAGUGUAUGUGGUCAACAAGGAGAUCUGUGUGCGCACCGUCUGCGCCCACGAGGAGCUCCUGCGAGCUGACCUCUGCCGGGACAAGUUCUCCAAAUGUGGUGUGAUGGCCAGCAGUGGCCUGUGCCAGUCGGUGGCAGCUUCCUGUGCCAGGAGCUGCGGAGGCUGCUAGUGCCGGCCGGAGCCGGCAGCCUGGAUCCGGGCCCUCUGUCCCUGCCUGACCUGGUGCUUUCUCCUCUAGCUCCAUGCUCCUUGUAUUCCGUCAGAAGGUAGUGGACUAUGGCCCCUGAGGGGUGCCUCAGCCCCUUCCCCCUCCAGCUGUGGCUGCCCUGGGGCACGGUGGGGGCUCGCUAACGCCCAGUCUUGCCCCCGGGUGGGGUCCGGAGCAUGCUUCUCGGUGGGACCUGGGCCCCUGAAGUGCUUUCCAGUCCCUUUGUGAAGGGAUCCCCAAUUCCCUCCCUGUGCGCCGCCCCGCCUCAGGUAACCGAUGUCUCUCACCCCAGCUGGUCUACUUGGAUGCCCCACAGUCCUCUGGGUGCAGGCCAACUUGAUUUUAUAUAAAAAUUAAAAACAAGUUUUUACAAAA
This is a messenger RNA of Erinaceus europaeus (western European hedgehog), 1160 nucleotides long. It is a transcript of the gene MFAP2, whose product is annotated as microfibril associated protein 2. NCBI's taxonomy places the organism in Eukaryota, Metazoa, Chordata, Mammalia, Eulipotyphla, Erinaceidae. The transcript is spliced from 9 exons. Gene Ontology annotation, cellular component: microfibril. The coding region runs from base 195 to 746 and encodes 183 amino acids. The record is from RefSeq and is a predicted model, not a curated record. Gene Ontology annotation, biological process: embryonic eye morphogenesis.